Molecule: messenger RNA, 846 nt
Organism: Metopolophium dirhodum (rose-grain aphid)
Lineage: Eukaryota; Metazoa; Arthropoda; Insecta; Hemiptera; Aphididae
Product: 52 kDa repressor of the inhibitor of the protein kinase-like
Exons: 5
Coding region: 264-797 (177 amino acids)
Molecular function (GO): sequence-specific DNA binding; protein binding
Source: RefSeq, a predicted model, not a curated record
GUCACAUUGGCUAUGGCAAGAUAAAGAAGUUUUACGUUUGUAUAAAUGUUUAUACCGAGUAUAGGUAAUGAUAAGUAGGUUGAUACCACGUUUCUACGUUAUUGUGAUUACAAGUGUUAUGUUUAUUAUUUUGUCUAUCAGAACUGUUAGCAACGUUGACUCGUGACUCCCUUACACUUAAAGCCGUUUUUGUAUUUUACAUUUUUUUGUUUGAUCGAAAUUUUAUAUUUUUCCAACCAACUGUUUUAUUCUGUGCUAUCAUCAUGGUGUUUGUAUGCAUGGUUAAAGGUUGCAAUAAUUCUAAGAAGUUGACUAUGAAGAAGUGCAAACGGUUUAGGAUACCUAGAGAUGAAUUACGUCGCAAGAAUUGGCUGAUAAAUUGCAGUCGUCAAGAUUUAUUAGGAAAAUCAACAUCAUAUCAUGUGUGUUCAGACCAUUUCGAGGCCCAAAUGUACAGAAAACCUGAUCGAAAAGUUUUAUUGCCUACUGCUGUUCCUACUGAUUUCUCAAUGAUCUUUAAAAAAGAUACUUGCAGUACUUCAUGUCGAGAUGCUAGUAUAUCAGAUCCAUUAUUAUUUAAAAAUUCAGUUGCCACAAGUACUCCAUUAAAACAAGAGGAGUCAAUUUCUAAUUCUUGUAGUAGCAGUAGUUCUAGUCAAUCAUUUAAAGAAACUGAUAUUACAGAAUUAAUCAACUUGGGAUUUUCUAGAGAGCAGGUUAUUCAAGAAUUAAAAAGAUUCAUUGGAAAUAAAAAUCAAGCAAUGGCCUCCUUAUUUGCAAAAAUAUUAAAAUUUUGACAGUUGUCAGAAGUUUUUAACAAAAUUAAACAGUUUUCAUCCUUUUUAA